AUGGGUCGUCUCCAAGGCAAGAAUGCUAUCAUUACCGGUGCCGCAGGUGGCAUUGGUCUUGAAACCACCAUUCUCUUCGCUCGCGAAGGCGCCAAUGUCUUGAUGGCCGAUAUCUCCGAGCCUGCACUGGCCAAGGCCAUUGCUAAGGUCAAGGAAGUUGUGCCUAAUGCUCCCCGUCUGGAGACUAUCCGCUGCGACGUGUCGAAGGAGGCCGACGUGCAGGCUAUGGUUGAGGCUCAGGAUAGCUGGGGCGGUGUGGAUGUGAUUUUCAACAACGCGGGCAUCAUGCAUGCCGAUGACGCUGAUGCUGUCGAUACCAACGAGAAGAUCUGGGAUUUGACACAAAGUAUCAACGUGAAGGGUGUCUGGUUUGGUUGCAAGCACGCUGUGUUGAGCUUGCGCCGCAACAAGAAGACUUGUGGCUCCGUGAUCAACACUGCCAGCUUUGUUGCUCUGAUGGGCGCUGCUACGCCUCAGUUGGCUUACACUGCCUCCAAGGGUGCUGUCCUUGCCAUGACAAGAGAGUUGGCGGUUGUGCAUGCCCGUGAGGGAUUCCGCUUCAAUUCGCUCUGCCCUGGUCCUCUUAACACUCCUCUCCUCCAGGACUGGCUGGGUGAUGACCAAGCCAAGCGAUUCCGUCGCGAGGUGCACUUCCCUAGUGGCCGCUUCGGUGAGGCCGUUGAGCAGGCCCAGGCCGUCCUCUUCCUGGCAAGCGACGAGAGCAGCUUUGUGAACGGGACCGACUUUGUUGUUGACGGUGGAUUGACCAAGGCGUACGUGACCCCGGAGGGCCCUGCGGCUGCCGCGCCCAAGAACCUUGCCCAGUAA
Messenger RNA from Penicillium longicatenatum, 828 nucleotides. Its product is annotated as putative short-chain dehydrogenase/reductase family protein. The transcript has 4 exons. Lineage: Eukaryota; Fungi; Ascomycota; Eurotiomycetes; Eurotiales; Aspergillaceae. The record is from RefSeq and is a predicted model, not a curated record. The coding region runs from base 1 to 828 and encodes 275 amino acids.